This is a messenger RNA of Sardina pilchardus (European sardine), 2850 nucleotides long. It is a transcript of the gene snx30, whose product is annotated as sorting nexin family member 30. The transcript has 9 exons. The record is from RefSeq and is a predicted model, not a curated record. NCBI's taxonomy places the organism in Eukaryota, Metazoa, Chordata, Actinopteri, Clupeiformes, Clupeidae. Gene Ontology annotation, molecular function: phosphatidylinositol binding. Gene Ontology annotation, cellular component: early endosome; phagophore assembly site. Gene Ontology annotation, biological process: autophagy of mitochondrion; piecemeal microautophagy of the nucleus; reticulophagy. The coding region runs from base 209 to 1519 and encodes 436 amino acids.
CGUCACGUGAUUACCCACCUUUUUUAUUAUUAUUUCCGGUCUUGUCAUUACACUUCCGGAACUGCGCAGUGUAGGUCAGCUGACAGAUGUGUGCGGGUCCAGUGUUCACGGCUGUUCUGGAAACCCCAACAUUUACACCACUUGAGGGCAAUUAAGGAUCAGUGAGUGCUACUGAACAGUCCUUUCUCUAGUUCCCUUCGCUUGCACCAUGAGUGCUAGCACCCCGAAAACGCUCUGUACAUCAGGGCAGCAAUCCAUCCAAGACAUUUGCCACCCUCUCUCUGCGGAGGAGUCCGUCCGCACCCCAAGCCCAGAUGUAGGAAACACCACCGGUAGCAUCGGGGAGAAGGAUCUCAGUCUGCCCAAUGGGACGCCAGUGGACACCUCUAGCCCCGCCUCUUCCUCUUCCCUGUUGAAUCGGCUGCAGCUGGAUGAUGACCUGGAUGGCGAGACCCGUGACCUCUUCGUCACCGUCGAUGACCCCAAGAAACACGUGUCCACCAUGGAGACAUACAUCACGUACCGAGUCUCGACAAAGACCACCAGGGUGGAGUUUGACCUGCCGGAGUACUCGGUGAGGCGGCGGUACCAGGACUUUGACUGGCUGCGGAUCAAGCUGGAGGACACCCAGCCCACGCACCUCAUACCACCCCUGCCAGAGAAGUUUGUGAUGAAGGGAGUGGUGGACAGGUUCUCAGAAGAGUUUGUGGAGACACGGCGGAAAGCGCUGGACAAGUUCCUCAAGAGGGUGGCAGACCACCCGGUGCUGUCCUUCAACGAACACUUCAACGUCUUUCUCUCCGCUAAGGACUUGAACGCGUACAAGAAGCAGGGCCUGGCGCUGCUGACCAAGAUGGGGGAGUCGGUGAAGUACGUGACGGGCGGCUACAAGCUGAGGGGGCGGCCGCUGGAGUUCGCUGCCAUGGGCGACUACCUGGAUGUCUUCACGCAGAAGCUGGGCACCAUCGACAGGAUAGCACAGAGAAUCAUCAAAGAGCAAUCAGAGUACCUGGUGGAGCUGCGUGAGUAUGGUCCGGUGUACUCCAGCUGGGCGGGUUUCGAGGGGCCGCUUCAGGAGCCGCUGGAGGGCGUGGCGGGCUGCGUGGCCAACUGCGCCGGCGCGCUGGACGAGCUCACCGAGGACAUGAGCGACGACUUCCUGCCCGUGCUCAGGGAGUACGUCCUCUACAUCGAGUCCAUGAAGACUGUCCUGAAGAAGCGAGACAACGUCCAAGCGGAGUACGAGGCCAAGCUGGAGGCCGUGGCCUUCCGGAAAGAGGAGAGGACGGCGCCCCCGACGGACGUGGAGAAGUGCCAGGACCGCGUGGAGUGCUUCAACGCCGACCUGAAGGCCGACUGGGACCGCUGGCAGAACAACAAGAGGCAGGACUUCAGGCAGCUACUCACCGGCAUGGCCGACAGAAACAUCCAGUACUACGAGAAGUGCCUUUCGGCUUGGGAGUCCAUCAUCCCGUUGUUACAGGACAGACCGGAAAACACCAAGACGGAAACCAGCUGAGGCGACGUCUCCGUGGCAACAAGCUCCGCCUCUCUACGCCCCACCCCGCGGCCCAAUGGUGUCGCUCGGAGCGGUCACGUGACCUGUGCGGGGAUCGCCUCCUGGUUGGUGGGGGUCUUCCCUGUCAACCAGGUGUGGGGAGGGGGUUCACAGACUUGAUGAUAAAGACUGCAAGUAUAAUUAUGGAGGUGACGGUUUGUUUUCUUUGCCCCAUCCCUCUCUACCCUGCGUGUGUGUGUGUGUGUGUGUUUGUGUGUGAUGAUGACCACCGAAGACACUGCCCGUGCGGUGCAACGUGUGGUCGAACGGCUCGCUCACAUUCUGUACAGCAAAACGCCACACCAUGCCACAAGCACACCAUGUCAGCCAAGCCACAGGCCCGAGCCCAAAGGAUUGUGGGAUUGAUGGAGUUUGGGGGGGGUGGGGGCUGAUAAAGGGGCAUCAUGGAAGCUAACAUGUACAGUUUUUGUUUUGUUUUGUGUGAUGUUUGUUGUUUGAGAGAGAGACUUAAGAGAUCGUUUGUCAUUUUUAGGCAAAUGGUUGCCAAUACUUUUAUAACUUAAGCUCGUUUUUUUCAAUUACUGUAUCUGGUGGGAGACCAUUUUGUUGUUAUUCUUUUUUUCAUGUGUUUCUUGUUUUCUGUGUGUGUGUGUUUUGUUUUGUUAUGUUUUGGUUCGGUUCGGUUCUACCUUCAAUCCAAGGAAAGGCUGUUGAAGGUCUGCCCAGAGUUUGUUCUGGCCAAAGAUGAAGACGGAUCCACAAGUCUGGUACUGAAGUCUUAAAGCCCCACUAGAAAAAGCCUGGCGGUAGUCGAGCGCUAAGACGGAGAUCAGCCAUGUUGAUUUCACCCCCGGCUCUGUUGACGCCUGCUUCUUCAUGAAUGUUGCUGCCUCUCCCCUUGCCCCCCUAACCCCCAACACCCCGAAUAUUUAUCUGUGACACCCCCCCCCCCCCUCAAAAAAAAAAAAAGUGACUGCUAGCUCGCUGAUGAAGGACGCGGUGUGUCGGACUUGAAAGGCGAACGAUUGGGACGUCUCUGCCUAGUCAUCCAUGCCAAGCCUCCCAGUGAGCCCAGGUGUCGUGUGAAAGGAUUACCGGUUGGUCGUCAUGGCAAGUUGCGGUCACCUUGUGGCCAUCCGCAAGGUUGCCAGGGAGAUAAACAUUUUUGUCUUUGUUUUUUUUGGUUAUUCCCCAUGAAGUUGAUGCCGUUGCAGAACUGAAGGAACUGUUGCCCUGUUGCUUUGUAUGUUGUUCAUCCUGCUGAAGACUCCUCUUUGUUAUAUCAUUUGUAAUAAGCCAAGUAACCUUCCCAUGUAAAAUGUGUGGAAAUG